AUGGCCUUGGAGCCGGGCCAGGGAAUUGAAACUACCCCUGCUGCUGUGCAGAGUCCCAUCAUGAACCAGGCCAGCGCCACCUGCACACUACACUUCUACUACAACAUGUUUGGAGAAGACAUGGAGGAGCUGAAGGUGCUGCUGCACGACGGCUCCAGGACCACCGCACUGUGGUGGCUGUCUGGUAACCAUGGAGAUGAGUGGCAUCACGGUGAGGUAACGGUUGGUCGAAUCCCGGUGGCCUUCACCAUCCUGUUUGAAGCCUCGAGGACCUUCAACCGGCCCGGACACAUGGCCAUCGAUGACAUAGAUUUCACCAACUGCUCCCUGCCUGAGCCCCAGCCCUUGUGUCCAGAGAAUAUGUUUACGUGCAACAACAGUGUGUGUGUCGGGCUCAACCAAGUGUGUGACUUCAGCGAUGACUGUGGGGACCGGUCUGAUGAGAACAACUGUGAACAACAAGGUGUUUUGGAGCGCUGCAGCUUUGAACAAGGCCUGUGUUUCUGGGAGCAAAGUGACGUGGACACAGCAGGAGCUGAUUGGACGCAUCGCAAAGGAGAGGACGCCUGGCCCAAUCACGGGCCUCCGAGGGAUCACACCAAAAACUCUGAUGCAGGUCACUAUGUCAUCCCUGGGGCUGAGCUGCCUAAUCAGACGUCAGAGAUUCUCUCCAAAACUUUACGACCCAGCUCCAACUGCACUGUGAGAUUCUUCUUCUUCUUCAGCCUGGGCGACGCUGCAGGCCGACUGACAGCCCGAGGCCGCACACUUCGCUCUGGGAGAGACGACGCUGUGUUGUGGCUUGGAGAAAACUCCCAGAGCUACAGCUGGCAGAGAGCAGAGGUCACGCUCUCCACUUUGUCUAUUAGCAAGCUUGUCUUCAGAUAUGAGCGAGGUGAUGGGAUCAGGGGGAUGGUUGCGCUGGACGACAUCUCUUUCUCCAGGGAGUGUGAAUUUGACCCUGACAACAACAAACUGCCUGACACACCCCCCACCUCUGCCCCCCCCACACCCUGUCAGGGUAAUGAGUUCUUCUGUUGGCGGUCAGAUGUGUGUAUUCUGGCUUCUUUAAAGUGCGAUUAUCGUGCAGACUGCCCGCAGGGGGAGGACGAGGAUGGCUGUGGUGGGUGCACAUUUGAGAGUGACCAAUGCCUAUGGACGGACACCAGUGAAGGACAGAUGAUGUGGCGGAGACAGGAAGCCAGUAACAACACCGAGCCGCCGACUGAUCACACUACAGACACAGGCUACUACAUGAGUGUGAAUUUAAGUCAGGGGUCCACGCAGAGUGAAGCCCGCCUCCAGAGUCCCCCACUCCCCCCUGCAUCUCCCUUCUGCCAGAUUCUGUUUCACUUCCACAUCCGCGCAGAGAGUGCUGGGUCACUCAGAGUGCUUAUGCAGCAAGCUGAGGGGAGUGAAGCAAUCCUGUGGUCACGCAGUCAAAACACUGUCUCCCAUUGGACCCCAGAGCAUCUGCCCGUAGGCCUGAGCCCCCAGACUUAUAAGGUUUGGUUCAGUAGCGUGAAUAAAGUGACUCAGACGGAAACUACUGCUGGAGACCAGAUUGUUGCUGUGGAUAAUAUCUCUUUUAUAAACUGUGAAAAAUCCUACCAACCACCAGCUCUGUCUGCCUGUGGCUGCUCUUUCGAAGACGGGCUGUGUGUUUGGGUUCAGGGCGCUGAGGACGAGUUGGACUGGCUCAGCAGGACGGGUCCAACCGAGACCCCCAACACCGGGCCUACAGGAGACCACUCUACCAGCACAGGGAAGUUCCUUUUCAUCGAGAGCUCAGCACCAAGUGUGAAGGGAGAUAAGGCCCAGCUGAAGUCUCUGCUGCUGCCGCCUGCUGGUGGAAAAGGAUACUGUUUCACAUUUUGGUACCACAUGUUCGGAGCUACUGUGGGAUCCUUGAAGAUGCUCCUACAAACAGCUGAUCCCUUGAAGAGAACAUUGGUGUGGCAAAAAUCAGGAAAUCAGGGGGACGAGUGGCGGCUGGCGAGGAGUCAUGUGACCUUGCAGGAAGUCCACCAAGUACUUCUCGAGGCGACGGUGGGGGGGGAGGCGGGAGACAUAGCCAUCGAUGACAUCUCCCUCAUCAGUGGACCAUGUCCCGCCUCUGAUGUGUGUGACUUUGAGGAGGGCAGCUGUGACUGGCAGCAGCAGAGCGACGAUGACUCGGACUGGGUCCGAGAGACGGGCUCCACACACAACCCCCACACCGGGCCGGACAGCGACCACACCACCAACACCCCCACCGGACAUUACUACUUCCUGUCCUCCUCUACAGACGACCUCCAGGGACAGACAGCUAAAAUGUCUUCACCUCUGUACCCUGCAGGUAAAGGGGUCUGUGUGCAGCUGUGGUACCACAUGUACGGCAGAGGAGUGGGCAUGCUGAAUGUUUACCAGCAGAGCGAAGAAGGGAAGGAAGCUCUGAUUUUCUCUCAGUCAGGAGACCAGGGCCGGCUGUGGAGGUUCGCUCAGGCGUCACUGCUGCCCCGGGUGCAGCCUUACAGGAUCGUGGUAGAAGGUGUGAAGUCCGGCCCCACGCAGGAGGGGGACCUGGCCUUUGACGAUGUGCAUCUGACGGACGCUCAGUGUCCUCCUCCGGGACAUUGUGACUUUGAAAUCAACACGUGCAGCUGGAGCAACCUGGGAGGGGACGUGGACCAGGAGGACUGGCUCCGAGGCAGGGGGGCCUCUACAAACCCCAGCACCGGACCCAGUGUGGACCACACCACCAACUCAAUACACGGUUACUAUCUGUAUGUGGAUAACUCAGUGGGCGAGUGGGGGGACAAUUCCUUCCUGAUCAGCGACGUCUUCCAGCCGGCCACUAGAGGUCACUGUCUCACAUUCUGGUACCACAUGUUUGGCAGCCACAUUGGGACUCUCAGAGUUUACACAAACGACAGAACAAUGCAUUCAGGUGGCAACGAAGAAGGGAUGCUGAAGUGGAUUGAGACAGGAAACAAGGGAGACAGGUGGAAGGAGGCCAGUUUGACUGUGAAACAUAAUGAGGCAUUCUGGUUUGUGUUUGUGUAUCAGCGGGGGAUGAAUCCAGGAGGGGACGUUGCUCUUGAUGACAUCAGCGUCCGCCCUGGCGGCUGCUACUCAGAGCCCCCCAUCGGCCCUCCGGAUGAUGAUAAUGACAUGAUGUCGGCAGGUCUGGCUGUCGGUCUGACUCUGCUGGCUGGAGUCAUCAUCUCCAUCUUCCUCGUAGUGCUGAACAAGAACAGGCGGUGUAACACAAUGAAUCAGCCGAUGAUUUUAAAUGAAGACACAAUUGACCAGGACGCUGGGUUUGACCUCUUUGACUGCAAAAUACAAGGCACAGAACAUGGAACUCAAUCAGACCUUUCCUUCUAUAACAAUCUGUAUGACCCCUCGUCAAAUGAAACUGACACCACAGUGACUGCAUCUGAUGCCUAGUCCAGAUCAAUAACUCCAUGAAUAAGGAGUCGAACGAGCAGUGAUGAGUUGAUGAGAAGUCAACAAGCUCUGAGUAAAAUAUGUUUUGAAAAGCUUUAAGUGUUAUUAUAUUGUUCAUUGUGACGAUGAUUUUUUUCUUUACUUCUGAAACUGGAAAUACAAUUCUCUGUUUUGUAAGAAUGUUUACAUAGAUA
Molecule: messenger RNA, 3626 nt
Organism: Notothenia coriiceps (black rockcod)
Lineage: Eukaryota; Metazoa; Chordata; Actinopteri; Perciformes; Nototheniidae
Product: MAM and LDL-receptor class A domain-containing protein 1
Exons: 24
Coding region: 1-3432 (1143 amino acids)
Cellular component (GO): membrane
Molecular function (GO): protein binding
Source: RefSeq, a predicted model, not a curated record